CACUUUUGCAUUUUACCGGCAAUUGGAGAAUUUUGCGUCCUAUAAAAGCGGGAGAAUCUCGCGUACGCUACCAGUCUUACAUCAGGGGCCACGCUAUGAUGAAAGCCCUUACUGUAUUACUGCUAUGCCUAGCGGCCGCGUCUGCGGUACCAGUACACUUUCCUGCUGAGAAAACGGUGAUUUACAAUUACUAUGCCGACGUAAGAACCGGGAUUAUCGACCCAGUGCAUUAUGUCUCUCAAUUCAGUCUCACCGGACAACUUCACAUACAGAAGGAUGUCAGUGAUUCGACUUUAAAUAAUGCUUAUUACAUCAAAUUAAACGACGUAAAGUAUGGCAUGUACAAUGGCAUGGUCACCGUACAUCAGCCAGCCGAAGUUCUCCACCAACUCGGAGAUGCCGCAAAUCAAAUCCAUGAACCGUUUGUGAUCGUUUACGACGAAUAUGGCAAAUUCCAAGGUAUCAAAAUGCCAGAAACCGAGAGCGGUUGGUCCAGGAACAUGAAACAAGCUAUCGCCUCGAUGCUGCAAUUGGAUCUGGCUCACAUCCAGAUACAAACCCCGAUGAAGCCGCACGCUUUCGUCACGCACGAGAACACCAUCCACGGUACCUGUCAAGUCGCCUAUGAUGUUCACCCGAAUGAUGUUCACCCGAAGAUCCCAUCGACUCCAGAGAACGUCUUUGUGGUCACGAAAAUGCAUGAUAUGCAGAACUGUAGCCACUUUGUUCAGCGUGUCUUCAAUCACGACGAGUGUGAAAAGUGUCAUAUGGAGUCUAUGGAUGACACUGUUGCUUCCGCCAGUAGAGUCUUCGAGAUCAAACAACAGGACAACGACAUUCUCAUUGAGCGCAUGGUUGCUCACUCAACUAUCGUUUACUCUCCUUAUAAUAGCCGCUCUGAUUCUCACUAUCUCUUAACCAACACUACUUUGGAACUGCAUUCCGUAGGGCCCACGAUAGAGGUUCCUGUUCCAGCUGUAAAUGUUCAAAACGUGCCUAUCAUUCGAGACAUUACUUUCAACAAACCGAUGGGAAAUUAUGCUCUCCAUGCCGCCGAAGAUCUCACUCAUGGUCGCCAUAUUGUAAAAUUAGAUGCGCUAAUCCCUAAACUUAAAAAGAUGUUGGUCGAGGCUGCUGAUUAUCUCGAAGAAAAUCACAUGGAAGCCAAAGAACCCGAAUGGAAGCACGGACAAACUAUCAACAGACUACAGCACACUAUGAAUUACAUGGAUCUAGGUUCGCUAGAGCAAGUUUACAAUGCCAUUCAUGAUUCGAAGAUCCCUAAGGAAGUUACGAUGAGGAAUAUCUUCUUGCGACUGAUUCCAACUGUGGGCACGACCGCUGCCAGCCACUUCGUACGAAAUGUCGUCCGCAAAAAUAAAGUGGAUGAAACAACUGCCAUCUCAAUGUUGAUGAAAUUACCGAUGCAUGUCAAAGUACCAUCCGAAAGAUUGCUUCUGGAAAUGGAAGAGCUAUUGAAAUUAGAUACCACCGUAUCACCGCAAGUCAGAAAGGCCAGCAUCUUCUGCUUCUCCAUUUUGAUUCGCAAAACGUUCAUACAUCAGCAAAGCGACAUCGUCAAUCCUCUUAUAGAAAGAUAUCUUCACCGUUUCUUCGAUCAUGUCAAGAACAAUCAAUCAUACGAGAUGAGAAUGGUGUAUCUGAUGGCGAUGAGAAACGUGCAAGUUGGUAACAUGGAAAAACUCUUGGAACCUAUUAUCCGUGGCGAAAUUAUGAUAUCCGAAUACCCACAUCAUAUUCGCACUCAAGCAAUCUGGGCUAUCAAGAAAGCAGUCGCCGAUAAAGUCGAGUACACUCAUAAUUUGCUCUGGCCUAUUCUCGCUGAUGUUACUCAACUACUAUCAAUCAGGAUUGCCGCUUAUGACGUCUUAAUGAGCCAGAUGCCAAACAUGCAACGUAUCAUGAACAUGUACUGGCUCAUGAUGCAUGAGAGGAACAACCAUCUGUACAACUAUCAUCUUACUACCCUGAAGGGUCUUGCUAAUUCCGUGGAUCCUUGUCUUAUGCCAGUUCGCGAAAUGACCAGAAUGGUCUUACGUUUCACAAAAGUCAGACCGGUCACCACUCAUCUCUCGUCUAAACAUUUCGUUGACUAUACAGACCCCAUUUAUGAACAUGGUGAAUCUAUGAAUACUGCCUGGGUUAUGGAUGAAAUAACCGGUAUGCCUAAGGCUGGAUACUUGGAAAAAUACGUCUCGGUCGCUCGUAAACCCGUCAAUAAAGUUGGCAUCUACUGGAGCGCCUAUGGCCUGGACGAGGUGAUGAAAGUGGUUAAAAAGGAACUGUUCGGUACUGCAGUAGAGAACCUCAACAACAAGAAUGUGCAGAAUAUUUUACUGAGCGCUGCACAGGAUAUGCCGAUGAAGAGAACCCUUCACGUAGACAUCUGCAUCACGGUGAACGAUCUUGUUGUCGUUGUACAUCAUUUUGACCAGAACACCUUCAAGAGCUUGUUAGAUGAAAUGUACCAGAUAAAACAGAUGAUGACCAUCAAUUUCCAAGAGAUCAUAUACGACACUCUUUACGAGAUGCAGGUGCCCACUGAUAUGGGUCUGCAGGGAGUUUUCAGCACCAAAAUGCCUCACCUGAUGUCAUUGAGGUUCAACAAUAUUCGCACCGAAGUCAAGAAGCCAUCAGUAAACCUGAAAUUCGAUAUCGACACUCGCAUCUGGAGGCAUGGCGAAUACGCCAUGUCAGUCUACAAUCCAAUGGUCGACGUUUGGCACUCGGUUCGUCGCGCCACUGUCCAGGACAUCGCCUUGCCCGUGCACAUGAGCGUCGGUUACAAUCCCGAAGCAAAGAGUCUCAAGAUCACCAUGCCGAGAUUGCCAGUUAACAAACUAUCGAUUACCGGAAUACGGUCCUAUGUGAAGAAUCUGGUGACUAUCAUCCAGGACGAGCAAGAUAUUCUCAAGACCUGCUGCGCUACCUGUCAUCAUCACACGGUUGUCACCACCGGCGAGAAGAAGAACCAUCACGUCACCGUAGACUCUAAAGAUGUAGGCCUGAAAUACAGUAUGUCAAUCUUCGAUUGCGAGAACAAGAUGACUCCGGUGACCAACAACCAAGAAUGGCAUCGUGUGCUGGGCACGGAACACAAGAACACUUGGAACUGGAAGUUCCUGCAAUACGUCAUGGCCAUUCGCCAAAAAAUGAUCAACGAUUACAUAUCACCGGAGAUGGGCAACUGUGGAAUGAUGUGGAAGAUGGAACCCAGCAUCGUUUAUCCUACGUCGCAUGUCGAUUUGAGCAUAAGAGCGAACAUGGAAGAUGUCGAUCACAUUCAUGAAAAGAUUCACUUCCUUAACAGUUACAAGAUCAACGUACGCGGUACCCUUGAUGCCAAAGCAGCUUCCACAAACGAGUCCGUCCGUUCGUGGGACGUGAACGUAAAUCUUGAUAUGUCUCCGUCACACGUAGUCAGCAAUUUCAAAGUUCAAAUGUUGAGACAGACUCCAGGAGAGAAGAAUUUGAAGAUCUGCGUAGACGCUCAGAAGAACUACCCGGUUGUCGGAACGGAUCCUUUAAAGAUCGAUAGCACUAAAGAGGAGACCAACAGCAAGAUGACUAUCACAGCAGGAUUUACGGAUGAUGACAAAUGUGUUCGCGAUGAAAUGAUGAUCGUUAUGACCGUUAAGGGCGAGAUGACAGAAGAACAAAAAAGACAACUGACACACGAUAAUGUACAUGGUGCUUGCGUUAAAGAUACCCAAAACCCGCAGUUCCAGACCAGGCAGGGCCAUAUUGCUAAAACCAUGAAUUGUGUUCGUGAAACUUUACAAUACACAACUUUGAAGAAAUAUACCGUUAACGCAACGUAUAAGAAGGUGCCCGUACAAGUACUCUCGUACAUAGCUAUGAUCGAAGAUCAUUUUCGCGCGUCGCACUGGCCGCAUGUAAGAUAUAUCACGGAUCGUCUUGAAAGUGGUAACGCGAGAGUCGUGCUCGAGUAUGCUUCCGAUUUAAGUCACGUCAAUGCAAGCGUCGUCACUCCGGUCAGCGGAUACGAGUACGUCCAAAUUCCUAUGCAGCAACGUCUCUUCGAUGGCAUGGUUAGAUCAAUGCCGCACUCGCCAUGGCACCCCAUGAUGGACAAUACUCGUUUCUCCAUAGGAGCUAUGUAUAAAAUGACGCAAAACCAAGCUAAGAUUUGUACCAUCUAUCCGCAAUCUUUGGUCACCCUUGAUGAGGGCGUGAUUCCAUUCGUCACGCUCGAUAAGUGGACCCUUGUAUCCGGCGAUCACAUCGACCGCACGUAUGCCAUUUUCGUAAAGUCGGUGCAAAAUACCAAACUAGCUGUGAAGAUGUACAUUGGCGAUCACGAAAUGGAGAUCAUACCAAACGAUGUGAAUGUCCACGUUUCUGUUGAUGGUAAGGUGGUCAACCAACACGAGAGGGGAGUCAUGGUGCCGAAAGACGAGCCGCACUCUUUCGCGUUUAGACUCACCGAGACCUUCGGACACCUUGUGGUGCAAUCUCAACGUGUGCCGGUGAUGAUGAUGUGGACCCCCAACAGCGUAGGCCUAAUGCUAGACACCGUUCUGCAAGGUCACGUAACUGGCGUGUGCGGACACAUGGACGGCACGCAUAAAGAGAAACUUCCCAAGAUUUACACAAGUGUAAAUCUUUAAUUAUAUAAUGUAACUUGAAAAAAUGUAAUUAACAUAAUUUUUGACUUAUAAAAUUAUGUACCGAAUUUCAGUUUAAAUAACUAACAUAAGUACAGAGCACAAUUUUGUUUUAAAUGACGGUAGCAUAGAAGCAGAAAGAGAAUUAACACACAAUAAACUUUUAUUUUCCAAUUA
Molecule: messenger RNA, 4826 nt
Organism: Solenopsis invicta (red fire ant)
Lineage: Eukaryota; Metazoa; Arthropoda; Insecta; Hymenoptera; Formicidae
Gene: Vhdl
Biological process (GO): lipid transport
Molecular function (GO): lipid carrier activity
Source: RefSeq, a predicted model, not a curated record